AUGGAAGACCAUGUUAAACGUAUCGGCAAGAAAGGCUGGGAUAUCAGGCGAUUCCCAUGCUUUCGAAUAUUUUUGUUUUUACGUCUUGAUCUAUCCCAUUCUCCAAUCUACCCCAAGGUUAUUGAGGAGAUACGAGCAAGAAGCUUCUUUUUGGACAUGGGGUGUGGACUUGGGCAAGACAUCCGACGACUCAUUCUCGAUGGUGCCCCAGCCGAACACCUAGUUGGAUUGGAUAUUGAACCUGCCUAUAUUGAUUUGGGCUACGAACUAUUCAAAGACGCUCCAGCCUUCAGUCUAGAUUCAUCGUACAGGACUUUUUCCAAGACACUCCAGAAAUGA
Messenger RNA from Penicillium angulare, 339 nucleotides. RefSeq lists its product as uncharacterized. The record is from RefSeq and is a predicted model, not a curated record. The transcript is spliced from 2 exons. NCBI's taxonomy places the organism in Eukaryota, Fungi, Ascomycota, Eurotiomycetes, Eurotiales, Aspergillaceae. The coding region runs from base 1 to 339 and encodes 112 amino acids.